Molecule: messenger RNA, 639 nt
Organism: Caenorhabditis briggsae
Lineage: Eukaryota; Metazoa; Nematoda; Chromadorea; Rhabditida; Rhabditidae
Exons: 5
Coding region: 1-639 (212 amino acids)
Biological process (GO): endoplasmic reticulum to Golgi vesicle-mediated transport; Golgi organization; intracellular protein transport
Cellular component (GO): COPII-coated ER to Golgi transport vesicle; endoplasmic reticulum-Golgi intermediate compartment; endoplasmic reticulum
Source: RefSeq, a predicted model, not a curated record
AUGCGUCUCCUCAUCGUCGCACUUCUUGGCCUGGCCACCACCGUCAAUUCUCUCUACUUCCAUAUUGCUGAAACUGAGAAGAAGUGCUUCAUCGAGGAAAUUCCAGACGAGACGAUGGUCACCGGAAACUACAAAGUCCAACUGUAUGAUCCAAAUACGAAGGGAUACGGUGACUAUCCGAAUAUUGGAAUGCAUGUGGAGGUCAAGGAUCCAGAGGAUAAGGUGAUUCUGUCGAAACUGUACACUGCCGAAGGACGCUUCACAUUCACAUCGAACACCCCGGGAGAGCACAUCAUUUGUAUCUAUUCGAACAGCACCGCGUGGUUCAAUGGAGCACAAUUACGUGUGCAUUUGGAUAUUCAGGCUGGAGACCAUGCACAGGACUAUGCACAGAUUGCCCAAAAAGACAAGCUCAACGAGCUGCAGCUGCGUAUCCGUCAACUCCUCGACCAAGUGGAUCAAAUCACAAAAGAGCAGAAUUAUCAAAGAUAUCGUGAGGAGCGAUUCCGUCAAACGUCGGAAUCCACCAACUCUCGUGUCUUCUACUGGUCCAUUGCUCAGGUGGUCGUCUUGGCUCUGACUGGUGCCUGGCAAAUGCGUCAUCUUCGCGGAUUUUUCGAAGCCAAAAAACUCGUCUAA